Messenger RNA from Desarmillaria tabescens, 1294 nucleotides. RefSeq lists its product as uncharacterized. The transcript has 4 exons. Bases 128 to 1294 code for a protein of 388 amino acids. The record is from RefSeq and is a predicted model, not a curated record. NCBI's taxonomy places the organism in Eukaryota, Fungi, Basidiomycota, Agaricomycetes, Agaricales, Physalacriaceae.
UCUGCCAUCGUGCAGGUCCGUGCGGAGUUCGAAAAGAAAACAGCAGAACUCCAGACCGACUUGUCUGAAGCUAUGCGGUACCGGUGCCUAUCGCAAGGCUUGCCUCGUAACACCAUCUUCUGUGAACAUGUCUUCCUCUGACGUACCAGAGAAUUCAAUUCAGAAGAAACCUGCCGAAGGGGAAACCCAAUCCGACAAUGAUGAGCGUCCUGAGGUCGAGAAUUCGACCGACUCCUCAUCUCGCAGAGGAAGAAAAGCUAGUGGAGGACUGAUGGACAUGAGAACACAAGAAGAUUCAGUUAAAUCUAUGCCUUCGAUCCAUGCAGCACAGGAUGCAAACAAUGAAAACUCGCACGGACCGCCCGAUGAAACUCAAGGCAACGCAGAGACACUGGAUGAUACUGCCACUGAUUCUCAAUCUCUGGCCCUAGAUGAGAAUUCCCCAGCUUUUUCCCUGCCCCGAUGGCGCAAGUUACUUUGCAGUGUAUUUGGCAUGCAGCAACGUGUACCACAGGCUGGAGGGAAUAACAUGUUCGAUUAUGAGCAAAGAUUUCCCGAAGACAAGCAGUACGAGGAGCUGGGUCCAAUUGCCCGGGUAUGGAUGACAUACCUCGAAGAAUGUGCUAGAUUUGACACUGAGAUGGCGGAAGGAUGGAGGGACGGAUUGGAUGUUUUGCUUGUUUUUGCUGGUCUUUUCUCUGCCGUGGUCACCACGUUUGUCGCACAGACGUCGCAGAACCUUCAAGUCGACUAUGGUCAAGUCACCGCAUCGCUGCUGUUUGAGCUCAUCGACGUCCAGCAUGCAGCCGCCAAUGGUUCCCUCGUGAACGACGUUCCUCGUUCAGACCUCACUCCAUUCUCAAACUUUCGUCCUACAAUUUCCGAUUUGUUGGUCAACGGACUGUGGUUCACCAGUCUCUCAUUCAGUCUGACUACCGCACUCUUCGCUGUCCUGACCAAACAAUGGAUCCAUCAAUACAUGGCAGUUCCAUCAGGCACGCCUCGAGAUAGAUGCCGUGUCCGUCAAUUCCAAUACAUGGGACUAGAGCAGUGGGGGGUGGGUGUCAUUAUUGGACUACUACCGGUCCUGAUGAGCGCGUCGCUUUUCGUCUUUCUAAUGGGUCUAGUUGUUUUUCUAGCCCCGCUACAAGUGUCGAUUGCAUCUGUCAUUGGGGCUAUCACAUUCAUAUCGUUUGCUGUAUAUCUCGUCACCAACUUCCUUCCCAUCAUAUACCCCUCGUGCCCAUACAAGACACCGUUGUCACAAUACAUUUUCCCUCUGUAUUCCUGUUAG